UCUUCUGAAAGUAUUGCAUCUUGAUGAUUCUGGUUUGGAUAGCAUUCCUGAAACUUUGGGAAAUCUGUUGCAUUUGAGGUACUUAAGCCUGAGGAAUACAAAAGUCAGGAUGCUUCCAAGGUCCGUAGGUAAACUGCAAAACCUACAGACUUUGGAUCUGAAAUAUACCCUUGUGGAGGAUCUUCCUGUUGAGAUCAAUAGGCUUAAAAAGCUGCGCAAUAUUCUAGUCCAAAAUUAUGAUUUUGAUGUUGAUUUGGACUUGUUUUCUGUUAAAGGAGUGCAUGUUAAGGAGGGUAUUGGCUGUUUGGAAGAGUUGCAGAGGCUGUACUGUGUGGAGGCAAACCAUGGGGUGGGGGUAAUUAAAGAGCUGGGAAAGCUGAGGCAGUUGAGGAAGCUGAGUAUUACAAAACUUACUAGAGAAAAUGGGGAGCAUUUAUGUGCCUCCAUUACAAACAUGAAUCACCUUGAAUCUUUGUUAAUUUCGUCAUUGAGUGAAGACGAGAUUCUGGAUUUACAGUAUAUAUCGUAUCCACCCUCCUGUCUUUCACGUCUCCAGUUGUUCGGGCCUUUGGAGAAGUUACCUGACUGGAUUUCUGAACUUCAAAAUUUAUCUAUUGUAACCUUGUAUGGUUCUAACUUGAUGAAUGAUCCAGUGCAAGUCCUUCAAGCCUUGCCUAGCCUGCGGGUGCUUGCCCUUGUCCGUGACUCUGUUGUUGAGCAAUUGUGUUUUGAGACCUCCGGGUUUCAGAAGCUUAAGCUCUUAUUUCUCCGUUCCUUGGUGGGACUGAAGAGGGUGAAAAUAGAGAAUAGAGCAUUGCACCAACUCAAGACGCUUAGAGUUGGGCCCUGCCCACAACUGGAGGAGAUUCCCCCCGGCAUCCGACACCUUACCAGACUUACAACUCUUGGAUUUGAUAAUUUGCAGGAAGAAUUGAAAGUAAGUAUGAUACCCACCCGGGGCGGCAGAAAUUAUGAGAUUGUUGAGCACAUUCCAAACGUCCUUUUUCAUGGGAUUGAAACUCAGCCUACGAGAGCUAGCUGACUACAAAUCUUAAUUCCCACAAAAAGGAAUUGAUGUAUAUAUAAGACUUGAAAAUCCAAUUGCUGGAAUCUCCACUGGGCUAAUGGCUUGAAUU
Vitis riparia (riverbank grape) is the source of this 1136-nucleotide messenger RNA. Its product is annotated as disease resistance protein RPM1-like. The transcript is spliced from 2 exons. The record is from RefSeq and is a predicted model, not a curated record. Lineage: Eukaryota; Viridiplantae; Streptophyta; Magnoliopsida; Vitales; Vitaceae. The coding region runs from base 110 to 1042 and encodes 310 amino acids.